Molecule: messenger RNA, 7570 nt
Organism: Schistosoma mattheei
Lineage: Eukaryota; Metazoa; Platyhelminthes; Trematoda; Strigeidida; Schistosomatidae
Source: the annotation of a GenBank genome assembly
CUCAUCGCAGCGCAGUAGUGAAAUGAUAACGCUACGAUUGUCGUUCUACUUGUGAUUCCUUUUCUUUUCGUUAUUUCUAUGAGCAAGAAUGAUCAAAAUAAGUGGGAACACUGUGAUACCCUUUGUCACGUGGGCGCAUACUCCGCCUGACCAUCAAAUAUCUUCGAUUUUAUUGUCUGAAGAUGGGGAAAGUGUCGCCACUGGAUCAGCAGAUGGGCAUAUUAUUCUAUGGAGCCUAGGAAAUUCCUGCUUAUGUGCUCCAAGGUGGAUGCUAACUGGACACAAGUCCUUGGUUUCCAAUCUGUGCAUUGCAGGGACGUCACCCAUGACCAAAAAUCAGUUUUUCUUUAGCUAUUCUAUCAAUGGCGAAAUGGCUGUUUGGGAUUGGAAUGACGGCAAAUGCUUAGAAUUCAAAAUGGACACACGUUAUCGCCAUACAUAUAUCAAAUCACAUCAAACAUGUUACCUUGACUAUCGUCUACUGUUUUGUUGUGGUCAAUAUGCACAUAUUGUUGUAUUACAUGCUACCUCACUGGCUGUUCUAUUCACUUUGGCUUCAAAUUCACAACCAGAUUGGAUAUCUUCAUUUGUUGUUGUCACACAUCCAAAUCAACGAAACGAAAUUGUUUUAGGUCUUUCAUACUCCAAUCUAGCUAUAUUAUGGACGCUGGACGGUGAAGAAACACAAGGUGAAGCAAAAUAUGAACACGAAUCACGAUCUAUCAAUUCUCCAUCUACCAUAAUACAAGUUGAUUGUUGUCCACAAACACCACGAUGUAUAUUAUUAGUUUGUUCCAAUGGAUGGCAACUUUUCGAUGCAAUGACUUGUUCCAUUAAUUGUACAGUAUCAAAUCCAACAAAUGAUGUAUUAGUUGGUGGGAGUUUCAUUCAAUCUAAUGUGAUAAGUGUCUAUGGCCAGUCGGGAUUUAUUUAUUUGUAUAGUUUGCCAAAAAGCCUUAUUAUCUAUUCAAGAGAUUGUAUUUGCACAGAUGUUCCGGUGCAUAUAGCCACUUUCUCUCCUUGUGAUGUUAACAACAGUGGCAAUAUUAUAACAAAAAUAGACAAAGGUGUAGUUGAUCAUCAUCAUGUAAAUUCAAUAAAUACUACCAUGAAUGUACAAAAGUUUGGUUGUUUCACUUCAGCAUUUAUUCAUCCCAAUGAUAAUAAUCAAUACUUAUUAGCCGGUACUACUCAUGGACAAUUAUUAGCUUGGUGUAUAAAACUAGAUUCAUUCGUAUUGAAUAUUGUCGAUCUACGAAAGAAACAAAUGUCAUUAAAUGAUUCAAUAGCGAAAAGUAUCCCUAUUACACCUCCAAUUAUGUGUAGUGAUCUACAUACUGUAUGGGAAAAACAAGCAUUACCUAAUGUAGCUAUGUUUUUGACAAGUUCUAUUACAGACUCAAAAUAUCAUUCAAAUAUAAUUAGUCCCAAUCAUUCAUUAUUAGAUGAUUCAUUGACAGCUUCCACGAUGACCAAUCAAAUAUUGUGUAGUGGUGAUAAUAAUAAUAACGGUAACGGUAAUCUAAGUGUAACUGUUUGUAUACAACUUAAUCAAAUGAUCACAUAUCAACAACGUGUUCAAGGUUCACCCCCUACAAUUCAUCCAUAUCGUUUAGCUUUUGGUUUAUCUAAUGGACGUAUUAUAAUUGUUCGUAUGGUUGAUUUUUUAAAGACAAUUUAUUGGCACUAUGAUCAUCAUGAUGACAGUUCAGAUGAUCAAUUUUCAAUGCAACAUCAUAAUCAAUUGCCCAAAUUUUGUUUAAAUGGUCAUAUUGGUCCUGUGACAAGUUUAUUACAUCCAGCUAGUUGUGAAAGACAAUUAUAUUCAUCAAAUCAUCACAAUAACAAUGGAGAUGCUAUAACUACUAUUAAUAAUAAUAUCAAUAGCACAAUUACAGAUUAUCAAUUCAGUCCAGAUUUUCUGUUGUCUGGUGGAAUGGAUUUCACAGUUCGUUUAUGGGAUUUAAAUUCAUGUUAUGAAUCUACCGAUAACAAUAUUGGUAGUAAUAGUAGUAGUAAAAAAUAUGUUGGCAAUAAUUAUAGUAACUCAUUAUGUCUAGCUGUAUAUCGGUGUCAUGCAUCACCUUGCAUUGGCCUAACAAUUGGUCCUCCUAUUUCAUCUGUAGUCAACAUGGUUGCUGGGAAUCCGAGACUUUCGACAACUAUUUGUUCAUUCGGUGCAGAUGGUUCAGUCUGGUUAAUUAAUUUAAAAGAAAAACGUCCCUUCCUUUACGCACGUAAUACAAGUAAUUUAUCUUCAUGUCCAGUUGUAGCUAUUGGUUGGAGACUAGCUGAAGAUCUUUUAUUUAUUAAUUAUUUAGAUGGUACAGUAACAGUAUGGGAUAUAACUAUGGGUUGUUUAGAACGUAUUGAAACAGAACAAUCAGCUAGAGAUCUUUUUGAACAAGCUCAAUUCAUUACUGAAGUUUAUCAUCCAUCAACAUUUUUAAGUUUUACAUUUUCCAGUUUACCGUCAAUAACCAUGUCAUCAUAUAAGUCUAGAUCAUUAGCUGGCGUACCAAAUCAAUAUUCAAUUUAUACAUCAUUAGCUAUACCAUUUUGUGGUGGUGUCAAUUCAACAUGUUCCUGUGGUACAAUUCAUCUUACUGCACCUAGUCGAUUAAAGUAUUCAACAGUUGAUGAUUUACAAAAAUUAUGUACUAAUAAUUUACCACCUGUACAAUUACAUUUAAUUGGAUCGACAACAGUAACAAAUAGUCAGGAUAAACUUGGUAUGAAUAAUAAAAAUCAAUUGAGAUGGAAUUCCGGUCCAGCUGCAUUUGUUUUUCAUUGGGAUAUUGAAUCACUUAUUGUUGAUAUUUUAUCACAAAAUUAUGGAGUUUCAAAUGAUAUUAAUGAAAUGAUUAACUAUAAUAGUUCAACAAUAACAACAGAAAAAACUCCAACCUCGUCAUCAUCACUCUAUCGUGAUGAUAUAUUCACAAUGGAUGUUACACUGGCAACUUUUCUACAAAUUAUCAUUUCGUUAAUUCAUCCAUGGGGUAUAGAUUUGUCAGUGGAUGAAAUUAUUGAAAAAUUAUGUCAUAACCAUCAAUCCAUCGAUAAGAAUAAAUUGAAAACCAUGUUGAAUAAUAGUCUACAACAAUUACGUACACAUGAGUCACCAAUAUGCAUUGGUCUAAUAUCCAAAUGUGGUUGUAUGAGUUUAAGUAUGCCUGGUUAUUGUACUAGAUCAGCUACUGUAUCAAAAUCUGGAUUUAUUCAACAAAUACCACGUCCAUAUUGUCUUUCUUCAAUUAUUUCAACAAAUUUAAUUCUAUCAGGAGUUAGUUUAACUGAAUUAAUGACAUCGUUAAAUUGGAAUUAUCUUCUACGUUUAUCGCAUGCAAUCUAUGGUGAUAAUGGGACAGAACUAUCAUUAUCAUCGUCAUCAAAAUGUUUAUCUGAUAGCAAUGUAAAUAUAUCAAUUUUGAGUAAUUGGCGCGCAAUUUGGUUACAGUUUGGUGCAUUUCUAUUAGAACAAUUUAUUGGUUUGAUUUUGUCUAAAAAUAAUAGUUCAAUUAAUAAUAGAAAAUUACAACCUAUCCCGUCACCAAUUGAAUUGAAUUUAUUUGCACGUAAAUGGCAAGAUCGUUGUUUACCAAUUCGUUAUGCUGCUCGAACAUUAUUACUUUCAUGCUUAGAUCAAUUAUCAUUAGAUGAUCGAAAAUUGUUAGUCACUUAUUGGUCGGCUUUACUUCCACCAUUCGCUCUUACUAAUCAAAGACAACAAUCUCAACGUCAAAUAAUUCAUCAACAAAAUUCACUGGAUUCCGCGAAUCGUGUUAGUUAUCAGCUUAUAGAUAUUUUAGCUAAUAAUAAUCAUACAGAAGGAAAAAUUGUACGUAAGCAAAGUUUGCCAUCAAUGAAUGGUUUAGACAAAAAUAACAUAUCCAACGAGUUAAGGAAUUUAUUUAAUAAAGAUGCAUUUGUACAGUUGAAUAGUACUACUAUGAUUUCUACUACUACAAAUGAUAUUGUUGAUGAUGAAGUCAAUCAACAAUUAAUAUCAGAUAAACAACAAGGUACACCAACUAAACAACAAUUCUCAACAGAUUCAUUACCAAAUCUAACUGAAUCUGUCAGUUUGUCUAGUUUAACAUCAAAUCUUAAUAUGUCUAUGGUAUUGGAUAGUUCAUGGUGGAUGACAUUAAACGGUUAUCGCAUAUCACCUAGAGAACAUGCACGUCUUCAGGCCUAUCUUUUACAGAGAGAUAUACAGAGGUGUCAGGCUAUAGCUAUUAUACUAAUGGGUAUAAUUGGUGUACGUUUUGGUUCAUCCACUAAACGACGUCAUCCAGCUGUUGUUGUACGUGACUUGAUCACUCAACCAUUAGUUAUGACUAAGAAUCGAACAUACGAAGUAAUGAAUUAUUGUAAUUGCGGUUUGGCAUCGCCAUGUUUCGUUGCACCUGAUAAUGAUGAUGACGAUGAUAAAGAAAAGUUAGAAAUGACAAAAAUAGUGGUAAUGCAAGUUCCGUUAAAUCGAUCAGAAGGAGUUCCAUUAUCUGUGCAAAAAUUCUCACAAUACACAAGUAAUCAAUCAUCUGAGAUACAAGAUGGUUUCGGAUUGGAUAAUCAUUAUCUUGCUAGAUCCACUUAUCAGUGUUUAUCAGCUUUAUUGUUUAAUGGAGGCUAUCCAGUUUUAUUGCCUACUGACACUUAUAAUCCUGAAAUUGAUUGGAACAAAUUCCAUGAGCAAAUUGUUGGCAGUCAUUCCGAAGUAUUACCUGUAUAUGCAGCCAAUGCCUUGAUUACAUUGUUAACAUCUAAUAUGAAUAGUACAUUGAGACGAGCUGCAAUUGAUUUAUUAGGUCGUGGUUUUCCUGUCUGGGAACCGUUUGUUGAUGUUGGGCAUGUGAUCAAUGUUUUACUCUUGUUAGCUGCUGAUGCUGAAAUGUUGUUAUCAAGUAAUAAUUCCUAUCAACUUAUCUCAGAUCGUGUUGAUUUAGCACGUACAGCACGUGAAGCUUUGUGGGCUAUAGGGUUUGCACGACCGAAAUUGAUUACUCUGGUAUUAUCACUUGAAGUUCGACGAUUUGGCACUCAAAUUAAUGCAGCUGCUUCAGCAUUAACAUCUAACUCUGGUCGAUCAUCAAUUCCAGCAUCAUCUCCGUUGAAUUCUAACCAUAUUCAAUCAUCAUGGAGUUUAACAAAAUCACUUUCAAAAGAUUCUGAUAAUCAUCUAGUCACUGUGUCACGUCGUGAUUCAAUAACUGUUGGAAAUGAAUUUCAGUCUUCAACUACUUCAUCGAACAUGGUAGUUAUGAUGACUAAUCCAAUUGUAGCUACACCUGUCUUCAGCUCUAAUGCUGGUGUUAGUGGUAGUAAUACUGGAACAAAUUCUAAUAGAUCUGCUGCCACUGGAUAUGGAGGUACAGAAUCUUCGGUGCUGCAUAAUCAACUAUAUCCACCAAUGUUUAAAGCUCGUGAAGAAGUAUUACGUUUAUUUGAACAACUUUGUAUUAGACGACCAAAUGAUAUUAAAGAUGUAUUACCGGAAGUUGUUGAAGUGAUCUUAGCUUGUUCUGAUCGUACACGUUUAAAAGAACGUGGACUAGAUUAUAUAUUUCCUGCGCUAACACCUUUCCACGCCUAUUCAAGUCAUACACGUUUACAGAAAGCGUGUACAGGUGGUGUUAAUGGUUCUUUAACAUUUUAUGAUUUUAAAAUUGGACGAUACUUUGUAACAAUGGGGCAUAAAGGUCCUGUCACUGCUAUUUGUUUUAAUUCUGAUGGCCGACAAGUAGCAACUUAUUCAUUGGCUGAAAGUACACUACGUAUAUGGCAGCUACAUACGACUGGAUUUUUUGGUAUGGGUGGACAACAAGUUAAACCAUUAUCUAUUCAUCCUGUCCCACCAUUGAUUCCUCCUCCGUCUUCUACACCAAAAUUAUCUUCUACUUCAGCAUUAUCGCAUAAUGAAUUUGUUAAUAAUAAUGACAUGAAUAAAAAUCAACAUCCACUUCCAGAUCGUUUAGAAGUAUGGAUUGAUUGGCCAGAAUCUCGUGUUUUGCAUUUGGUUACAAAUAUUGGUAUUAGACGACGUGUUGCAUUAUGAAUUUUUCUAAUUAUAAGGAAUAAACAAAUAUUUGUCUAUUUAUCUGUUUAUCUAUUUCAUUUAUUUGUUCAUGCUUCUUCUUUCAUUUCUGGCUCUUUUGUUGUUUAUCACUAUCAUUGUGUUAUCAUAUUAUGGUUUGUUAUUGUUGUUAUUAAUAAUUAUAACAAUCAAGCAUUACAUUUAAUGCCAGAAAACUACUUUUGAAAGGAAAAGCAAAUUGAUAAAUCAGAGAAUCUGAUACAUUCGCACACACGCAUACAUACAAACACACAAUACUUCUGCAUUCCUUGUAAUCAGUAUAAAACUGCGAAUUAAAAAUAGAGAGAUAAUAUAUCCUGUUGAUUUUCUGUUAUUAUGAUUAUUAUAAUUGUUAUUGUAGAUUACACAAAUUAUAAUUUCAAAUUAUACAUUCCUCUUAUUCAUUAUUAUUAUUAUUGUUAUUGUUAGUAUUAUUAUUAUUAUCACAAUCAUCACUAAUUUAUACACAUAUAUUCAUGUAGAGUAACCAAAUGUAGGUGAUGUACAAUUAUCUGAAUUAUGAAUGAUUCAUUAUGUUGAACAGGAAAAAAAUGUUUGUUAAUUUGUUCCAUUAUCUUUUACCUGUAAUUAUUUGUCUCUUCUUUCUUGAUAGGCGUUAAUUCUCACAUUUUACCGAAUCACCAAAUUAACGACCUACCCCCCACACAAUUUUUUAUCAUUUAUUUUGCAUAGUACUCACAAAAUUGUUAGUAGUUUGUCUUGAAAAUAAUAAGUUAACAGUGAGAUUACUGCAUAGUAUUUACUUAUUGACACACUUCUAUGUUUGAUUAGUGUGUUUAGCUAAAUCUUCGUUUCUCUUUUUUUCCUUAGUUUAUAAAAUUACUUUAUUUAUCUUGUUUUUCUCAUCACUAGCUUGUUGUAUCUACCAGAAAAGAGAAGUCAUAAUGGUGGUGGCAGUAUCAACGAUAGGAAUGGUGUUAUUAGAUGUUAACUCGUUUUUUUUAGUUUGAGUUGAACUUUUCUGUGAUUGCUAAUCCUAUUUUCAUUAUUCAAGUCACAUCAGUAAAUGUGCAGUAAUAGCAGGUCUGUGAUUAAUUCACCUUCACUAUUUAUGAUACUUGAAUUGUUGUUUUUUUCUUUCUUUUCGAUGGACUUUUGUAGUCAAAUGUAUACAUGGCUUUGUUUGGUGUGUGUAUACGUUUAAGCCUUUUUUGUACUUAUCUCUCCUUUUCUCAUUCUGUUUGACUUCAUUGCCAUUCCUUGUUCUUACUUAUUAUUAGAAUUGUAUACAAAAUGAAAGAAACAUUUGUAUUUAUCCUAUGUCUUCUCUGUAUCUUUUCUUUCACAUGUUUAUUCACAUUUACUAACCUUUUUUUAUGUUUAUGACAAUAGAAAGAUUAACUAGUUGUUUUAUUCCUCUUUUUUGAGUUUGUUCUUGUUAUACUUCAUUUCUGAUUCCCUCUGCCUUUUUCUCCCGAUUGACUUAAUUGUGGUUUUGAGUAAUUCAGGAAAAUAUCUUUUAUAUAUAUA